AUGGCACGCCGUAGCCUGACUGCUGUGUACGGAGACGAAACAGCACCACCAGCGUCCGCAGAUGAUCCUGCCUGUGCGGCGUUGGGCUGUGAGCCUGGUGGCACCUGUGAGGUGGAUGAAAACGGAGAGCGCUACUGCAAGUGGGACUCACCCUGUGGCACCUGCCCCACUGGAGCCACCUGCAAGACCGUGCCUGCAUAUUCCAACAACUCGGUGCAGGUGCCUUACUGCGAGUGCCCUGCUGGCUACGGGAUGACCUCCACCGAAUGUGUCCUGGGAGGAAGCUCCACUGUCAGUUCCUUCAGUCUCACACUUUUCGCGAACCCAGCAGCCAAGGACAAUACCUCCCGGCCCUACACCAUCCGCCUGAACCCUACUGGCUGCACCCAGUACCCACCUGCAGUGGCUGGAAAGUCCACGUUUUUCUAUGGUGUUGCGAACAUCGGUAGCACAUGGAGUUGCCCGUAUUACUAUACUUACAGCACGGACAACUGUGAAGGGAGAGUGACGGGUCACACUUGGAGACGAGAUGGGUUUUUCGCAUUUUUCUUGGCGUAA
This is a messenger RNA of Closterium sp. Naga37s-1, 558 nucleotides long. NCBI's taxonomy places the organism in Eukaryota, Viridiplantae, Streptophyta, Zygnematophyceae, Desmidiales, Closteriaceae. The record is from the annotation of a GenBank genome assembly.